GGAACACAGCUGAAGGCGUCCGGCCCAUCACUGUCGGAUGAGGAAGAGAGGCGUCAGGGCGCUCAGACGGGCAAGCCUCGCGGGAGAGCGAUGGGGAUCGCAGAGCUUCUGCGUCGUCCGGGAAGCCCCGCGAGUCUCCUGGCCGUGGUUGUCCUCCUGUCCGUGGUGCUCGACUCUGCCUGGCUCCUCACCCAGGAGCAGCAGGAUCUUCCAACUGUGAAGCCAAACUCCAGCCUAAAUGUGAAGUUCGACCCAAAGACGACGAGGCUGACUUGGGACUGCAAGGAGAACACUACGUACGGGGAAUGCGUGUUGAUUCACAAGGAGAAGGGGCUGAUUAAGAAAAAGGUCAAAGACAACGAAUGUCACUGCACAUUUCCGGACUGUUCUCUCCACGGGGGAGUCACGCUCACCGUCCAAGUAAAUGUCAACCAGAGACAGCUUUCAGAAAGGCUGGUCUACAGUAACCCAGGUAGGGAGGGCACGGCUGCCCGAAACUUCUCCUGUGUCAUCUACGAUGCGGAUUUCAUGAACUGCAGCUGGGCCAAGGGCCGAGCGGCCCCCGACGACGUCCAGUAUUUUUUGUACACGCGAUCAAAGAAGAGAAUCGAAAGGGAAUGUCCUCAUUACCUGAAAGACUCGGGGACUCACGUGGGAUGUCACCUCCGAGACCUCUCGGGGUUAACGUCGUAUAGUUACUUCCUGGUUAACGGCACCAGCCAAGAAACAGGAAUCCAGUUCUUCGACUCGCUUUUGCUGUUAAAGGAAAUAGAGCAGUACAACGCUCCCGACAACAUCACCGUCCACUGCAAUGAGUCCCACUGCCUCAUCCGCUGGGAACAGCCCAGGACCCGGCAGCCUCGGUCCAACAGGGAGUUCCAGUACCAGCUGGACAUCCAGAGAUGGCAUGAUACCAGCAGCAGUAGAAAUCAACCGAUUGUGGUUUUUGGUGACUCGGGGAAUAGGUACAACUUUCCGAAACCGGGAUCCAAAGCAAAACAUACUGUGAAGAUAAGGACAGCGGACGCCCGGAAGGCCCGCUGGGGUGCCUGGAGCCAGCCCGUUGAGUUCGGCUCCGAAGAACCCGAGUCCAGUCUGGUGCACGUCUACAUUCUGGUGGUCCUGGGGACUCUCGUCUGUGGCCUGACCCUCAGCUGCCUUUUCAAAAGCGUGUUCUCAGCCCCGGCCGCUGCAGCCAGCCUCCCCCACCACGGGACCCCUGCCAGCGUCUUUCCUGUGAGCUCAGCAAUCAGGCAGGCUCUCUCAGAUGCCCCGGAAGGAAGCCUGGCACGUGCAGAAUAAAGCUUGUGUGCUCUGCAAAGCCACGGGGAGACUUGGCUCACGGGGAGACCCUCCUGCAGGGCGUGUGGGGGUCCACUCGCGACGUCUCUGUCACCAGGCGACCGCCCGCCCGCGUCCCACUUGGGCGUCCUGGGCUCAGACUCCCCCCCCCCCCCGCCGGCCCCGGAGACAAGGGGAGACCCUGAGCGCCUGCUGCAAGGCGCUGCAAGGCAUCGCGGCUCUCGGGACACGACCACGGGCUGUGGGGACGGGAACACAUGUCAUGUUUUAACACCGAGGACUGAUCUUAAACAAAAGCCUUGUCACUUCCUGUGGCUGCCAGAACCAGUGACCACAAGCUGGGGGGCUUAAAGCCACAGACAUCCGUCCUCCCGGAGCCCCGGGGACCAGAUGUCUGCGGUUAAGGUGUCCCAGGCUCAAUUCCCUCUGGAGGCUCCAGGGGAGGGUCCUUCCCACCUCUUCCAGCUUCUGGGAACUCCAGGCGUCCAUCCCUAAGCCAGUGGCCGCCUCCCUCCCAUCUCCGCCUCUGUCUCCACGUGGCUUCUCCUCUGUGUCCCUGUCUCUCCUCUUCUGUGUCUUAUAAGGACCCUGUCCCUGGGUUUAGGGCCACCCCACAUCCGGGAGGGCCUCAUCUCAGACCCUUCACUCCAUCACUU
Molecule: messenger RNA, 1958 nt
Organism: Dama dama (fallow deer)
Lineage: Eukaryota; Metazoa; Chordata; Mammalia; Artiodactyla; Cervidae
Product: granulocyte-macrophage colony-stimulating factor receptor subunit alpha-like
Exons: 11
Coding region: 91-1302 (403 amino acids)
Biological process (GO): cytokine-mediated signaling pathway; immunoglobulin mediated immune response
Cellular component (GO): external side of plasma membrane; membrane
Molecular function (GO): protein binding; cytokine receptor activity
Source: RefSeq, a predicted model, not a curated record